AUGGCAUGGCCCCUAUUUCCGACACCAAAAUCACUCUCUGGCAAGGAGGAUCCGUCUCAACUUGUUGCUGUAAUGACAAGUGCUGUGAUGAUUGUGUGGAGAGCACUGGAGGGGGCAAAUUUGAAGCUGAUGCCUCCUCCGGCGUAUAGAAUCAGCCUUCAUCUUCCCAGAAUGACUGUCGGCAUCAACAAGCUUAGGCCAAGACAAGGAACCACGGGUGUUGAGCAAGGUUGUUUUCUGGGUGGUCUCCGCUUGUCAGACAGCGAGACCCACUAA
This is a messenger RNA of Clonostachys rhizophaga, 276 nucleotides long. The record is from the annotation of a GenBank genome assembly. Lineage: Eukaryota; Fungi; Ascomycota; Sordariomycetes; Hypocreales; Bionectriaceae.